Molecule: messenger RNA, 786 nt
Organism: Penicillium diatomitis
Lineage: Eukaryota; Fungi; Ascomycota; Eurotiomycetes; Eurotiales; Aspergillaceae
Product: amphiphysin-like protein RVS161
Exons: 6
Coding region: 1-786 (261 amino acids)
Biological process (GO): plasma membrane tubulation; actin cortical patch localization; endocytosis
Cellular component (GO): mating projection tip; medial cortex; Rvs161p-Rvs167p complex
Molecular function (GO): protein binding; lipid binding
Source: RefSeq, a predicted model, not a curated record
AUGUCGUGGGCAGGAUUCAAGAAAAAUGUCAACCGCGCAACGACGCAGGUGAUGAUGAAAACAGGACAUGUCGAGCGCACGAGUGACCGAGACUAUGAACUCGAGGAGCGUCGAUACCGAACAAUGGAGGCUGCGGCCAAUCGAUUGCAAAAGGAGGCAAAAGGAUACUUGGAUUCUUUGCGAGCCAUGACCGCCUCGCAGAUGCGCAUUGCCGAGACUAUUGACGCUUUCUAUGGUGACGCGGGUACUCGCGACGGUGUGAGUCGAAGCUACAGACAAGCGGUUGAAGAUCUCGAUGCGGAGACGAUCAAGGCCCUGGAUGGCCCUUACCGCACAACUGUUCUUGAUCCCAUCUCCCGCUUCUGCGCCUACUUCCCCGACGUCAACGAGUGCAUCAAAAAGCGCAAUCACAAGCUGCUCGAUUACGACGCCAUGCGCGCCAAGGUCAAGAGACUGGUCGAGAAGCCCGACAAGGACGCCUCCAAGCUGCCCCGUACCGAGCGCGAGACCGAACUCGCCAAGCAAGCGUACGAGCAACUCAAUGAACAGCUCUUUACCGAGCUACCGCAACUUAUCGACCUGCGCGUUCCCUACCUGGACCCGAGUUUCGAAGCCUUGGUCAAGAUUCAAUUGCGAUUCUGUGCCGAGGCGUACUCACGGAUGGCGCAGGUACAGCAAUACCUGGAUGCAGAGACAAGAGAUCAGUAUGCUCGGGGUGAUCUAGAUAAUCGGGUAGAGGAGGUGUUGCAGGAGAUUCGGGAGUUGAGCAUUGCUGGCACUGUUUGA